UUCAUAAUUUUGGAGGGAAGGGAGACAGGAACAGGACAGGGUAGAUUUGUAAGUUGCAACCAGGAGAGAGAGAAAGAGAGGAGAGAGAGAAUCCUAAAUAAGGCCAGACUACCCGACCAUGGCACUCCCGUGAGAGUGACAAAAGCCAUUGCCCCCCUCAAGAGUGGCCACUUAACUCAUCAGAAAAGGAAAAAAAAAAAAGAGUAAAAAGGGUUAAGGAAAAACUUGUCUUAUCCUACGCACCCUCCUUUGUUAUCCUACACCACCACCCUAAUUUCAGUGAUCAGUUCCUCUUCUUUCUUCCCAUUUGUUUAUGCCUUAUGGUCCCAGGUCCCCCCCAAACCCAAACCCCCCACCUCUUCCCUCCUUACCCCACUUUUUGGACCUCUUUCUCUCUCCUAAUUAUCCUACGGAGCUCCUUUACCCCUCUAGUUGGGGGGUACCUUCACAUAUGACCGUUAGUUUACAUUUCUGAACUUCUCCAUCUUUUUUGCCCUGUAAUUUUAAGACCCUUUAUGCUUCUGGUUCUUUGAUCAUCCUCACAUGGCAUGAUCUGUAGCAUAUUAUUUCAUUUACUCUUAACUUUCUGUAAUAAUCAAAUUCAUUAUCAAUCAGAUCUGGGUUGUUGCUCUAAAGAUAUUUUGACACCUCAGAAAAAGGAUCUUCAUUUUGAGCUGUUGGGUCUUUUUCUUUUGAUGGGAGCGUGAAUGUGGGAUAUAUGAAAGUCUGUGAGUUAUGUACAUUUGAUAAAAAGUUGACCAAUGUCGUCUAAUCUAUGUAGUUUGGAUGGAUGUAUUUGAGGCCCUCCAAGAAUUACAUAAAGAAUCAGCUGUGGAUACCACAAGAAGACCACUGGUUCCGGCAGAGAAGAACAAUGGAUUCACAGCCACACGGCGGUCCCGGACCAGGGAAGUUAGCUCUAGAUACAAAUCACCAACACCAUCAAAUAUCAAUUCACGGCGAUGCCCAUCACCAAACUUUACAAGAAAUGUUAAUUCUUCAUUACCAUCAUCCCAAUCGGCUCCCAAGAGAGCUUUAUCUGCCGAAAGGAGAAGACCGUCAACACCGCCAUCACCGUCUGGUUCCUCAACACCGGUCUCAGAUACAUCGGCAGAGUCACUGUUAUCGGCCAAAAAGAUGAUAAGCAGUAGGUUGCCAGAGGUAUUAUGGCCUUCCACAAUGCGUAGUCUUAGUGUUUCUUUUCAAUCUGAUAGCAUUUCAAUACCUGUUAGUAAAAAAAAAGAAAAAGAGAAACCAGUUACACAUGCUCUCUCAGAUCGCACUUUGAAGCCAUCAUCCAAUGUAGCUCAAAAGCAGGCUGAGACAGCUGCUUCUUUGAGAAAACCAACACCGGAGAGGAAGAGGAGCCCGUUGAGAGGGAAGAAUUUAUCUCAUCAAUCUGAGAAUUCUAGACCUGUUGAUAGUUCACAUGCACGGCUGAUUGAUCAGCAUCGGUGGCCGAGUAGAGCAGGUGCCAAAUUGUCUUCUAGUAGUAUGACAAGAAGUGUGGAUCUCACUGAUAGAAUUGGCAAAGUUUCAAGUUCUUCAAUUCCUAGUAUUGGGACACCUUCGUUAAGGAGACUGUCAGCUGAUGGUAUUCCUAGACCUUUACAUAAAACUUCUAGUGAUGCUUCACAGCAGUCAUCAUUUGAUGAUCAUAUUGGGGGAUUGGGGUUGCGGAUGAAGUCAGUGGAUGAUAGUUUACUGAGAAUAUCUGCAAGGCACAGAGGCAGUGGAUUGAGUUCGUCAGAAAAAGCGACAUCACCUGCUUGUUCAGUCAGAUCUGGGUCAUUGCCUGGCUCACGUCUGCCGUCACCAAGUAGGGCCUCCAUUUCUAAAGCUACGCCUAGUCCAUCCAAAACGAGACCAUCCACUCCAAUUCAAUCUAGAGGGACAAGUCCGUCAAGGAUUAGGCCGUCUAGCCCCACCAGACAACCCACCAGUACAACUUCGGUCCUCAGUUUUCUUGCUGAUAUUAAGAAAGGCAAGAAAAACAACCAACUAGAAGAGGCUCAUCAGUUGCGCUUGUUGUAUAAUAGACAUCUGCAAUGGAGAUUUGCUAAUGCUCGAGCAGAGGGUGCUCUAUAUAUUCAGAAACUUACUGUAGAGCAAACACUAUAUAAUGUCUGGGAAACAAAUUUGGAACUCUGGGAUUCCGUUAUAAGGAAACGUGUUGAUCUUCAACAGCUGAACCUGGACAUAAAGCUUAAUACAGUGUUGAGUGAGCAAAUGGCAUACCUAGAAGAUUGGGCUUUACUUGAGAGAGACCAUGCUACUUCUUUGAAUGGAGCAAUUAAAGAUCUUGAGGCUUGCACUCUUCGGCUUCCAGUUACUGGAGGGGCAAAAGCUGAUAUUGAUUCUUUGAAGGCUGCAGUCAGCUCUGCUGUUGAUGUGAUGCAGGCGAUGGGUUCCUCCGUCUGUUCUGUGCUAUCAAAGGUUGAAGGAAUUAAUGGCUUGGUUUCUGAGCUCUCUGAAUUGGCAGGACAGGGGAGGGCCUUGCUUAAUGAGAGUGAGGCUCUGUUGGCUUCUACAUCAGCCAUGCAGGUCAAAGAAUACAGUUUGAGGACACAGCUAAUACAAUCACAAGAAGAUUCAAAGAAGACAAGGCAGCCGUUAUUAUGGGCAACCUAAACUCCUUUUGGUCAUACUACUGGAUGCUGAAGCUAACAGUUUUUUUUUUUUCCCACUUUGCCAUUUCUUAGGUCUUCAAAGAAAUGUAAAUUAGUUAUUUAUUAGUUCUCUUCUUUUCUUCCCCCUCAUUCCCAUUUUAGGCUUUUUCUCUUCAUUAGGUCUUUUUUUUUUCUUUUUGUCUUAUUUAUCUAGUGGGAAUAUUUUUUUUUUCUUUCGAAAAUGAGUUCUUGAGCUCACUUUUCUCCCUGCAUGUAAUUUUUGUAUCACUCAAAAGGAAAGAAAAUUGUUGAGAAAAAAAAAUUUACAAGUAGUUUAAGAUGAAAAGAAUAUAGAAAAGUACAUGCAUAGGGUGUUUCCCAACGCAGGAGAAAUGGAGCAUAUUCUUCUAAAGAUAAAGUGUAUAUAUGUUACUAAUAAUAUUCUGUUUUGAAUUC
Messenger RNA from Beta vulgaris subsp. vulgaris (sugar beet), 3065 nucleotides. RefSeq names its product AUGMIN subunit 8. The record is from RefSeq and is a predicted model, not a curated record. Gene Ontology annotation, cellular component: nuclear microtubule; cytoplasm; centrosome. Gene Ontology annotation, molecular function: microtubule binding. Gene Ontology annotation, biological process: centrosome cycle; spindle assembly. The coding region runs from base 787 to 2631 and encodes 614 amino acids. The transcript is spliced from 7 exons. Lineage: Eukaryota; Viridiplantae; Streptophyta; Magnoliopsida; Caryophyllales; Amaranthaceae.